AGAAUGGCGAAGAAACGGAGAGUUCCAGAGGUUCUGUGGAGACUCUUCCGUAAAAAAGCUCGAACUCUUGCCCAAACAAUCAUCUCUCUGGUCUCGCAGUCACGCGGUGAAGCAAAAAAUGAGUUUUUUCUCAUCAAACCAGGCGAUCCUUCCGAUUACCGCAAGCUCCUCCAUCAAUGCUUCGUUGUUGUCAACGAAAAAGCGCCGCCUCUCUCCGGUUUCUCUCCGGUCACGCACUGGUCCCAACACGAGAUUGUUGAAAGGAUUAUGGAGAUGAGUGAGAUAAUGGAAUCGUCUAAUGUUAUAUACGGUGGUUUUGACAAGUAUAAUUGUUCGAGCCCCAUUUUAGAGCUUCUAAGUGGUCCAUCAUGGUCGCUUCUUUUAGAAAGGGUUGGGGAAAAUGUCAUGUGUUAUCUCCUACAGCAUACAUCAAUAUUUUUGCCCCUUCCUCCUAAGAAACACCAUCAAGUAACAGGUCCUUCUAUCACUAACCAUGAAUUUUUCAAGGGUAAAGCAGAUUCUCAAGGGUACCAAAAGAAGAGGAAAAGAGUUGAUAUUGCUAGUUCAGUGUCAAAGACACAGCAAGAAAGUUCUUCUGUUGGGUGCCGAAUUUCCAUUGGCUGUGUUGGUUGUAAAGACAAAAGUUAUGUAAGGCAAUUCAGGAGCCAUCCUGGGUACAAUAAUGGUCAGAUGACUUUUCUUGGAGUAGGUACUGCAACAAGUGAUGCUGUUGCUGCUAAAAAUGACGGAAAUGCAUAUCCAGAACCUCAAACAAGCUGCGAUCAGGUUACUGCUAAACCUAGAAAGCGUUCAAGACCUUUUAGCUGGCAGCGCCGCAGGAAUCGUAGGCAUAUAAAUCUACAAGAAUUUAGUGAUAAGAUACCUUGCACUAUUCGUUGUAAUGAUAUAGAUAGCUCAUGUGGGAAGCAUCAAUAUGACAACAGCAGGAUGCAAGAAACAUGCUCUUGGUGUUUGAUGUUGCAAGCUCCCCAGUUAGUCACUGAUAGGGAUCUUAUUAAUAGGCGUUACAUGUUCUACAGUUUGGAAUGCUCUUCAACUGUUCUCCCUCGCUGGCAUAUAUUGAAUUCUUUAAAGCCCAAUUUUCCUGAUUCAAAGUUGCUUAUCAAGAAAAUAUUUUUCUUAUCUGAUGUAAACAAGAGUCCUCAGUCCAUGACAUGCUCCCACAGCACUGAGUUUUGUCUCAUGGGAUCUGCAUGCCUGUAUCACAAACUUGUUAGGUUGCUUAAGAUACUCAUACGCAGAUUUCAAAGUUGCCAGCAUUUGAGGUUGUUGGAUAAGCAUUGCGUUCCAUUAUCGGAUCAAAAGGUUAUGGGAAAUUCAAGCUCAUUGUUUGAGGGGAAUGAGUUGGGUAAAAAAGCACGUGGGAAAUCUAAUGGUUCCUGUAGCAAAGAUUGCAAGAAAAGUCUGGAAGCCAGUGAUUCUCAUUUUGAGGCAAUCAAGCCUUAUUGCUUGAAAAGUCAGGUUGAAUCAUUUAUAUGGGCUGUUUGUAGGAGUAUAAUUCCUGCGGAUUUGUUAGGAACUCCUUAUAACUGGAGAGUACUAAGGAGAAAUAUUUCCAAGUUUAUCCAGCUGAGAAGAUUUGAGAAAUUCUCUAUUAAACAAUGUAUGCAUAAAUUGAAAAUUUCAAAGUUCCCAUUCUUAUCAGAUAAACACUCUUCAUGCUACUUGAAAACUCAGGUGCCAAAGGAUAGCAUGGAGCAGAAUGUCAAAAUGUAUGAAGAAUUCAAUAAACUGAAUAACCCCAUGGUCAAAAUGAAACAUAAACUCUUAGUGAACUGGAUUUUUUGGUUCUUUUCAAAUCUAGUGGUGCCAUUAGUGCAAGCCAACUUCUAUGUCACUGAAAGUGAGCAUGGUAAACAAGAUAUAUAUUAUUAUCGGAAGUCAGUUUGGGAAAAUUUGAUGAACAAAGCUAUCACUCGCUUGAAAGAUAAGAGCUAUUGUCAGUUAGAUGAUGCAGCUGUUAGAAGUGUUAUAAGCCAUAGAUCAUUUGGUUUCUCAAAGCUCAGACUUCUUCCAAAAGAAAAUGGAGUAAGGAUGCUGGCAAAUCUUAAAGCACCAUCAAGGCUAGCAAAAAAGGAAUUCAAAGAUACUUGCACUCGAAUGCCGAAGGAUGCUCAAAUGCGUCGUAAAAGAGUGAAAUGUGACCACUAUAAACCUGUCAAUGGUGUUCUUCGAGAUAUACAUGCUGUUCUAAAAGGUUUAGUGUUGAAAGAACCGGACAAAUUAGGAUCAUCAGUGUUUGAUUACAAUGAUGUUUACAGAAAGUUAUGCCCGUUUCUAAUUGGUCUGAGGAAUGGAUCAACAACCAUUCCAGGCAUUUUUGUUGUGGUUUCUGAUGUAUCAAAAGCAUUUGAUUCUAUUGAUCAAGAUAAGCUUCUUAGUGUAAUGAAUGAUGUCAUACUGGAGGAUAAAUAUCUUCUUGAACAUCGCUAUCAAGUUGUCUCUACAAAGAAAUCGAUGUGGAUACAUGAUAAUCCUCCUGUAUUGAUCGAUCAUAAUGUCAGCACUUGUACAAGAUUCACGUCUUCUCUCACAUUUCCUUCAUUGCAUAGAAUUCUUGUUAAUCAGGGUUGGAAGCGAUAUGUGAGGAAAGAAGAACUCUUAUUUAAUCUAAAUGAGCAUGUUAAGCGCAAUGUGCUGCAGCUAGAUAAAAAGUUUUACCUUCAAGGCAUAGGUAUACCUCAAGGAAGUGUUAUAUCUUCUUUGCUUUGCUCAUUAUACUAUGGAGAUUUGGAAAGGAAUGUGAUCUAUCCAUUUAUCCAGAAAACUCAAGAAUCUGUUUUUCAAGUUGUGUCUGGAAGUCAUCAUUUUGGAGAGAGUAGUCGGGGUGAUACAAUUAUCUCAUCACCGGGCGUUAACAUGUUCUACAGUUUUGGAAUGCUCUUCAACUGUUCUCCCUCGCUGGCGUAUCCUUUGAAGGAUCUUAAAGUGUGCACAUAG
This is a messenger RNA of Pistacia vera, 2961 nucleotides long. RefSeq names its product telomerase reverse transcriptase-like. The coding region runs from base 4 to 2961 and encodes 985 amino acids. NCBI's taxonomy places the organism in Eukaryota, Viridiplantae, Streptophyta, Magnoliopsida, Sapindales, Anacardiaceae. Gene Ontology annotation, molecular function: telomeric repeat DNA binding; telomerase RNA binding. Gene Ontology annotation, biological process: telomere maintenance via telomerase. The transcript is spliced from 10 exons. The record is from RefSeq and is a predicted model, not a curated record. Gene Ontology annotation, cellular component: telomerase catalytic core complex.